AUGUCAAAUUUAAUCGCGCUGCAGACCCAGCUGGCCUCCGUCAUGGAGACCCUUGUUCACGCCGCGGUGGCCGAACUGGGUAAACUAAUAGAAGACGGCUCUGUCUUCAUGUUCAGCCUGGAACUGUCCCAGGGGCAUUGCGAGGAGGACAAAUUAUCGGCAAAACUACAGACGGAGACGGAGGAACAUUCUUAUGGCGGAAGUGGUAAAACUGUGGAGCAAACUGUUUCAAUGCAGUCUGCAGAUGUGGAGGAAGUGGACACACCAGAAUCUCCCCUCGUCUUGGCUGUCUCUGUCAAAGACGAGUAUGGGCAAAUAGACCUGGGGGCCAUUGCAGAGAGAGCUGCCGAUGAUGCUUUUGCAGCCAACUCUUCCUCUGAGAACCAAUAUUGUAUGAUUAGUAAUGACCCCCCGGUGAACCCCACAGACAUCCUAUUGGAGUCUUUGUUCGCCCAAAAUAAGCUCUUCAUUUGCACAGAGUGUGGGAAAAGUUUCUCCACCCAGAGUAACCUCAAAUCCCACCAGCGACUUCACACGGGCGAGAAACCGUUUGUGUGCAUGUUCUGCAACAAAGCCUUUGCACACAAACAGAGUUGUAAUGAUCACAUCUGCACCCACACUGGUGAGAAGCCCUUCAUAUGUGGCGUCUGUGGGAAAUGCUUCGGCAAGCAGGCGCACCUCAAGACACAUUCGAUAAUACACACUGGAGAAAAGCCUUACAGCUUCAGUGUGUGUGGCAAGAGCUUCAACCUGGCUCAAAAUCUGUCUAGACACCAGCAAAUUCACACAGGAGAGAAAAUCUUCACCUGUUUGCUGUGUGGGAAAGGCUUCACACGAGCUGUAACACUGAAGACCCAUCAACUCAUUCACACUGGACAAAAGCCCUUCCAGUGUAAUCAGUGUGACAAGAGUUUCCGUCACGCUGUCAAUCUGAAGGACCACCAGCGGAUUCAUACAGGUGUCAGGCCAUUUAGCUCUGACUUGUGUGGCAAGACAUUUCAUCAAUCGGUGAAUCUGAAAAUACACAAGCGCAUCCACACUGGAGAGAGGCCAUUCAGCUGCACAGAAUGCGGCAAGACCUUCAGUCAGCAGAGUAGUCUUAUCUCUCACGGACGCACCCACUCUAACGAGAAGCCUUUUGAGUGUAGCUUCUGUGAGAAAAGAUUCAACAACGCCAACAGUCUGAAGUUGCACCAGAGAAUCCAUACAGGAGAGAAGCCGUACAGCUGUGAAAUCUGUGGGAAGACCUUCAGUCAGGGCAGUCAUCUCCGAACUCACAAGAGGCAUGUCCACGCAGGAGGGAAACAGUCAAUCUGUGAUAAAUGUGGGAAGAGGUAUUCAGACAAACGGAAUCUUAAGAUGCACAAAUGUGUUUAUGCCUCAAUCUAA
Messenger RNA from Coregonus clupeaformis (lake whitefish), 1389 nucleotides. Its product is annotated as zinc finger protein OZF-like. The record is from RefSeq and is a predicted model, not a curated record. Gene Ontology annotation, molecular function: DNA-binding transcription factor activity, RNA polymerase II-specific; RNA polymerase II transcription regulatory region sequence-specific DNA binding. NCBI's taxonomy places the organism in Eukaryota, Metazoa, Chordata, Actinopteri, Salmoniformes, Salmonidae. Gene Ontology annotation, cellular component: nucleus. The transcript is spliced from 4 exons. Gene Ontology annotation, biological process: regulation of transcription by RNA polymerase II. Bases 1 to 1389 code for a protein of 462 amino acids.